Daphnia pulicaria is the source of this 1160-nucleotide messenger RNA. RefSeq lists its product as uncharacterized. Lineage: Eukaryota; Metazoa; Arthropoda; Branchiopoda; Diplostraca; Daphniidae. The transcript has 7 exons. Gene Ontology annotation, molecular function: oxygen binding; heme binding. The coding region runs from base 100 to 1134 and encodes 344 amino acids. Gene Ontology annotation, biological process: oxygen transport. The record is from RefSeq and is a predicted model, not a curated record. Gene Ontology annotation, cellular component: hemoglobin complex; extracellular region.
AGUUCAGUCUUCGGACUGGAUGGAGUAUAAAAGAGAGAGAAAAUCGACAGAAGGGCACCACUUGCUGUCUGUAUUUCCAGAGCAACUCUUCUCGCAACAAUGGCUUCUUUCAAGAUCGUCCUCCUCCUCAGCGUGCUCGCUUUUGCAUGCGCUUACAAGCCUGGAACCACCACCACCACUGUCACCACCACCGUCACCACCGUCUCUGCUGAUGAAGGAGAUGAAGGAAUCCUGAGCUCUCACGACCGCAGUGUCAUCCGCAAGACCUGGGACCAAGCCAAGAAGGACGGUGAUGUCGCUCCCCAAGUUCUUUACCGCUUCGUCACUGCCCACCCCGAAUACCAAAAGAUGUUCAGCAAGUUCGCCACUGUUCCCCAGAACGAACUUUUGGGCAACGGAAACUUCUUGGCCCAGGCUUACACCAUUUUGGCCGGUUUGAACGUCGUCGUCCAGUCCCUGUCCAGCCAGGAACUUUUGGCCAACCAAUUGAACGCUCUCGGCGGAGCUCACCAGGCCCGUGGAGCCACCCCCAUCAUGUUCGAGCAAUUCGGCGAAAUCUUGACCGGAGUUCUUGCUGAGGAGCUCGGCAGCGCUUUCAACGCUGAGGCCCAGAGCGCCUGGAAGAGUGGACUCGCCGCUUUGGUUGCCGGAAUCUCCAAAACCCUCAAGAAAUCGGAAGAUUUGGUCGAUCCCCAAACCAAAUUGUCCCCUCACCAGAUCCGUGACGUUCAGAGGACUUGGGAGAACAUCCGUGGUGAUCGCAACGCAAUGGUCUCAUCCAUCUUCGUCAAGCUCUUCAAGGAGACUCCCCGUGUCCAGAAAUUCUUCACCAAGUUCGCCAAUGUCGCUGUUGACGCUUUGGCUGGUAAUGCUGAUUACGAGAAGCAAGUCGCUUUGGUCGCCGACCGUCUGGACACCAUGAUCGCUGCCAUGGACGACAAACUGCAACUUUUGGGCAACGUCAACUACAUGCGCUACACCCACGCCGCCCGUAGCAUUCCCCGUGGACCUUGGGAGGACUUCGGCCGCCUUCUCCUUGAUGUUCUCUCCGCUAAGGGUGUUGCUUCUGACGAUUUGGACUCAUGGAAGGGUGUUUUGGCCGUUUUCGCCAACGGAAUUUCUCCCAAGAACUAAAUUACUUUUUGUUUAAGAACCGAAAA